AUGGCAUCCAAUCGACCAGCUCCCGAGAAGCUGCAGCCGCGCGACAUUCAGGAUGAACGCAGAGCAUGCUCGUUCGACGUCGAUGCCAUGUCGUGCAUCCUGCCGGGCUCCAAGGCGGAACGCGACAACGCUCGUUGGUUGCUAUCGCUCCUCAAGAACGACGCCGACCACACCUUUGACAAGGAAGACCGCGUCUUUCAGUCUCGAAACGAGCGCUUCCUCAAAGGCCAAAAGGUAGCACUGCGCUAUUUUGAAAUCCGCAACCGACACGGUCUUGAGAAGAAGGAUGCAGACCUGAUGCGAUUGUACACUGACGAGUACCUUCCCAUCCAAGUGGCCGAGAGCAUGGCGCAGCCAACACUCAUGCGACAAGCAAGUCAGGAACAGUGGGCAGAGUGGGGACCUAUGGUGCGAUCGGGACGAUGGCUAGGCUGCUACAUGCAAACCGAGCUGGCUCACGGUUCCAACCUUUCUGCGCUACGCACCACAGCGACACUUGAUCUCGAAAAAGACGAGUGGGUGAUCAACACUCCCGAGCCGUCUGCAGGCAAAGUGUGGAUCGGCGGAAGCGGUCUCACUGCCACGUACGGAGUCGUGAUGGCCAACCUCAUCAUCAAAGGCAAGUCGUACGGCAUGCACCCGUUCCUCGUCCAUCUCCGAUCGCUCGAAGAUCACACCCUCCUUCCUGGCCGACGCAUCAUGGAGAUGGGCGCCAAGCUCGGUGCUCCCGCGAUGGACAAUGGCUAUACCUGCUUCGACUCUGUUCGCAUUCCCCGCAACAACCUCCUGCAGCGUUUUCAGACGGUCUCCAAGGACGGUGUGUACGAAAAGCGCAAUGCCGCCGCUCAAGUCAUGACGCGCGGCACCAUGACGCUCGUCCGUGUCGGUCUCUGCGAGAUUGCAGCGCACCAUCUCGCACGAGCCGCCACCAUCGCCAUCCGCUAUGCCGUCGUGCGUCGCCAAGGCACGUCAGCCACCAAGCCGGAUCAGCUCGAGCCCAAGAUCCUCGACUACGCCUCGGUGCAAACUCGCGUCCUCGCCGCUCUCGCCAGUGCGUACGCCAUUACGUUUGUCAGCCAGCACCUCAGGCGCAUGUACAACGAGAUGAUUUCCGAGAUCGAGGGCACGGGCAACAGCGGGUUGCUGCCCAUCGUGCACGGUUACUCAAGCGUCCUCAAGGCGGUCUGCACCAACGAGUCGUUGGGUGGCAUCGAACGCUGCCGGAGGAGCAUGGGCGGGCACGGGUUCAGUCAGGCUUCUGGCUUCGACUUUGAGCGCAACCAGCCCAACGCCGGUCUCAUCUACGAGGGCGAGAACUCGAUGCUGUUGGCAGGCCCGUCGGCGAACUUCUUGAUCAAGCAGCUCAACGAGACACGGAAGAGGAAGGGCAAGGCGGCGCGACCUGAGCUGGCCUACCUCGAGCUCAUCGCUGAGGGCUCUGGAGUGAGCGCUGCCAUCUCGAAGCGCGCACAGGCCGUCAGUGCCGAGCAGAUCGGGCAGCCAGCAGCACUGCUCGACCUGCUGGGCUAUCGUGCCGCGCUGCUAGUCGACAAGCUCGCUCAGCACCGCUCCAACGCUCAAAGCACCGACGGCGUCUACAAGCACAUCGAUACGAAUCUCGCUGUGCGCGCAUCCAACGCGCACGGCGCCUUCCUUCUGGGCUAUGCAUUCCACGACGUGGUCAAAUCACUUCAGACCUCCGCUGGCACAUCGCGCUUCGGCGUGACCAUCCAAGACUCCCAUGUUACCGCGCUGGAUAGCUUGCUUCGCUUCUACCUCAUCCAGAAUUGCAUCCUGUCCCAAGAGACGCUUGGUGACUACCUCGAGCUCCAGCUGCUCACUGGUGCUCAGUUGGAUGCGCUGCGAAGGACCGCAGCAGGGCUGCUCUCCGGCCCCAUCCGCAGAGACGCCCUGCGUCUGGUGGAGAGCUUCGACAUGGACGACUGGUAUCUUUGUAGUCCCCUGGGCAGCAGCGACGGUAGGGCAUACGAGAGGAUGAUUGAGUGGAUGAAGUUGGAGCCGCUCAACCAUACGGGAGAGAGGGGAGCAAGGGAUGAGAACGGCGUGGUCAAGGGGUAUAGGGAAGGGAUCGGGAGGUUGAUCAGGGGUGAGGCGGUGGCAUUUACCGAGAAGGCAAAGCUCUAG
Messenger RNA from Kalmanozyma brasiliensis GHG001, 2145 nucleotides. Its product is annotated as Acyl-CoA oxidase, C-terminal. Gene Ontology annotation, molecular function: fatty acid binding; acyl-CoA oxidase activity; FAD binding. Gene Ontology annotation, biological process: lipid homeostasis; fatty acid beta-oxidation using acyl-CoA oxidase. The transcript has a single exon. The record is from RefSeq and is a predicted model, not a curated record. Gene Ontology annotation, cellular component: peroxisome. Bases 1 to 2145 code for a protein of 714 amino acids. Lineage: Eukaryota; Fungi; Basidiomycota; Ustilaginomycetes; Ustilaginales.